AUGAUACCUGUCAGCGCCACGGCAGAAAGCCAAGCCACCAGUGUCAAAGCCACAGCUACCAUCAGCUCUUCAGCAUCCAGCUCGUCAACAUCGCAGCCUAGUCAAGCCCCGACAAGCUAUAUCAUUUUUCCAAAGGAGGCAGUUGCCAAUGAUGCAACACAAAGGGCUGCCUUGGAAGCUUUCCUCAAGCCGUUCGCCCAACCAGGCACUUUCGAGAUUCUUGCGGAACUAUAUGGCUUUAAAGUUGUUAUAUACGUCCUGGUCACGACUGAAGAGAAUGCAUCCAAAAUCGCUAGCGACAAAAGGAUAGACCUCGUUGAACUAAAUACCGAUGCUUCGAAAGAUUUUCCAAAGUCGUCAAACCCACCAUCAAGUCCACCCCCAAGUGUCGUUCAAGAGGACUUCGGGGAUGUCAUCGUAGACAAGGCCGCCCAGAGUUUCCUGAGAAUGAUGUCAAUGCCUCCAGGGCUUAGCGACUUGGGCGCCAAGCUUGACGAAAUGCCGGGAUACGCGUACCCUAAAGAGGCUGGCGAAGGGGUGACGGUUUACCUGAUCGACAGCGGUGCUAACCCAGACCACGAUGAGUUCAAAAAUGCAAAGGGAACCAAACGUUGGAUUUUUCCUACUAAUGAAAAGAGAGAGACUGACGAGCAAGGUCAUGGGUCAUGUGUUCAAUCGCUAAUUAAUGGGCCUGCCUUUGGAACCGCCAAGAAGGCCGAUCUUGUCGUUGUCAAGGUUGGCGAAAUUCCAAGGUUGAGUGUCGUUUUAUCGUCUCUUCUCCUUAUCCACAACGACGUCGUAGAGAAGAAGUUGCAAGGCAAAGCGGUCAUAAAUCUUUCAUAUGGCAUUCAGUUACUCGUCCUAAAAAGCAACACCGCCGGUGUGCAACCGGGUUUUAAAGAUCCAGACACAAUCGAUGCUUUUGAAACAGUCUUAAAACUGCUCAUUGCCGAAGACGUUGUUCUUGUGACAACCUCUGGCAACCAGAGGGAUCAACCCAAUGGAGGCGAAUUUGUUACUGGGUUCCCAGGUUAUUUCGGGCGGGAUAUCGACAUAAUUACUGUUGGCGCAGUCGACGAGGCCGGCAAGCAAACAGAGUAUUCUCAGGGCGUGCCCCGAGAACUUGACACCUCCGCUAUCGGCCGCACUCUUUGCGCAUACAACGUUGGCAACAAGGACGCCAUAAAUGAAGGCACAUCGAUGGCGGCGCCGUUGGUUAGCGGGAUGGUUGCGGUGUUCCUCAGCCAGGCCGAGUACCGGGAGCGGCUACAAGUGCCUGGAAAGGUUGCUGCCAACGUUAAACAGUUGGUCCGCGAGCUUUCGUACAACCGCGGAGGCGGUGGGGACAGAGCGGUCGCUUGGAACGGCCUCGACGUUUUCUCAUGUGGAACGGCCUCCAGGUCGCUCCGUGCUCGUGGCGAGUCCUGCGCCAUCAACGCGACCACCUCGACAUUUACAACUCUCACCUCCACGGCACCACCGGCCAAGAUUACCACAACUGCUUUGGUUUCAACUUCGACUCACGCCAAGCCAAGCGUCGAACCUGUGCCUUGUUACAAUUUCAACGACAAGGCAUACGGAUACUGCUGUCCCGACGCAGACAAUCCAUGUGAACAUGAUCUUGGUAAAUGUUACUUACCAUUCACCGGAGAGGGCGUCGGUGGCGGCGACAACGGUAUAGUGCCAACAGGAGCAAGAUGCCCACCUCCAGAGGGUGCCCAAAUAUGCACUGGCGCUUGUAAUCAGUGA
Colletotrichum truncatum is the source of this 1749-nucleotide messenger RNA. RefSeq names its product subtilase. NCBI's taxonomy places the organism in Eukaryota, Fungi, Ascomycota, Sordariomycetes, Glomerellales, Glomerellaceae. Gene Ontology annotation, molecular function: serine-type endopeptidase activity. The record is from RefSeq and is a predicted model, not a curated record. Gene Ontology annotation, biological process: proteolysis.